Eimeria acervulina is the source of this 2256-nucleotide messenger RNA. RefSeq lists its product as hypothetical. The record is from RefSeq and is a predicted model, not a curated record. NCBI's taxonomy places the organism in Eukaryota, Apicomplexa, Conoidasida, Eucoccidiorida, Eimeriidae. The coding region runs from base 1 to 2256 and encodes 751 amino acids. The transcript has 5 exons.
AUGCAAUCCCGCCGUCUCCUCAGCAGCAACUGCAGCAUCAGCAGCAUCAACAGCAGCAGCAGCAACAGCAGCAACAGCAGCAGCAGGGUUUAUUCUGUGAUGCGGCUGCCUGUACACCCCGUGCCGCAAGCUGCUGAGCCCCCGCGUGCUGCAUUUGGCUUUGAAUUUUUGCUGCAGCAGCUGCCAGCAUCGAUAGUGGGUUUCUUCACUUCGCUGCGACAGCAGCAGCAGCAGCAGCUGCUGCAACCGCAGCAGCAGCUGCUGCUCCUCAAAGCAGCAAAAGAUUUUCUCAUUCACAACUCUGAAGCCCUUAAGGCGUACGGCUCCGUGCAGCAGCAGCUGCAGCAGCAGAUGCAACAGAGAUAUAAACAUCUGCUUGAUCGUAUAUCAGAAGAACAGCAGCAAAUACUGCAGCAGCAGCAGCAGCAGCAAGAGCACCAGGAGGAACCGCACCCCCCACAGCAGGCGUAUCAGCAGCAGCAGGAGCUAGAGCAGCAGCAGCAGCAGCAGCAGCAGCAGCAGCAGCAGCAGCAAGAGGAAGAUGCUCCUCUAGGGGAUAUUGGUGUUGCUGCUCGUGUGUCUCUGCAGCAGCUUCGUGAUGCGUUAAAUGCAGGGGACUCUUUAGAUGCAGCAACAGCAAAGCUGCUGCUGCAGCAGCAGCAGCAGCAGCACCAGCAGCAGCAGCGGCAACCAACCCCGCUGCGGGUUAAGCCCCCUGCAGUGCUGCUGGCUCUUGACGAAGUCUACGGCAGCAUUGCUAACCCUCAUGUCUUAAAAAAACAACUGCUGCACUACCUUGAGACAGAAGGGGCGAGCACUUGUCGGCGUUUGCUGCGGCUGAACAAAGGAGUCUUUGGGAAGCAAGAAGCUCUGCUGCUGCUGCGGGAGCUGCAGCAGAAAGUAGAGCAGCAGCAACGUGCGUUGCUGCUGCUGCAGCUGCAGCAGCAGCAGCGAGAGACAGACGCACAGCUAGAGACAAUACAGACGCAAAGACAACAAAUCCAGCAGCAGCUCCAGCAGCAACAACAGCAGCAGCAGCAGCAACAACAACAACAGCAGCAGCAGAGUAGCAGCAGCAAACAUAAAAGGCGAAAGGGGCAUGUAGAGGCCCUGGAGUUCGCGCUGCAGCAGCUGAAGAAGCAGCAGCAACUAGCAGAAGAGCGGCAUCAGCUGCAGCAGCAGCAGCUGCAGCAGCAAGCGGUUGCUGCUGCUGCUGAAGCAGCGCGAGUUCUUUAUCGAGGCUCAACUCCGUGGGAGCGGCAGCAGGUGACUGCGGCAUUUGCAAAAUGCGUUGAAGAGGGUCGCCUCUUCGCUGCAUGCAAAAUACUCAGGCUGCAAACAGACAUGCUGGAGUUGCGGGGCCGGCCUGAAUUGGUGUUGGGGUUUCUUCAGCUGUAUAGGGAUCUGAACGCUCGCAGCAAGGAGUUGUUUUUGCUGCAGCAGCAGCAGAAGCAGCAGCGAGAGCAGCAGCAGCCGCAGCAACAGCAGCAGCACAAGCAACAGCAGCAGCAGCAGCAGCAGGAUAAUCAAAGCGAGUCAGAAGAAACCUCUGGUGAGGACUCAGCCCAAUCAACAGAAGCAGGCGAGGGCAGCAGCAGCAGCAGCAGCAACAGCAGCAGCAGCAGCAGCAUGCUGACUAGGAACGCUCGAUUUCGUUUGCGUAAAGCAGCAGCAAAAGCGCAGCAACGCCGCUAUGCUCUUCCUGCUGCACUAAAAGCAACCGCUGACGUCAGCAGCAGCAGCAGCAGCAGCAGCAGCAGCAGCAGCAGCAGCAGCCCUAGCAACAGCAACAGCAGCAGCAGCAGCAAGUAUUUCUCAGAAUGCAGCAACAAAGAUAUAUCUUUUCUGAGAAAAGUUUAUCUAUCAACUGCUCGAAGACCUCGCGUGCAUGCAAAACUCGCUGAAGUUGCUGCGCACUGGGGAGAGCAGCAGCAAACCCUAGCCAAGCAGCAGCAGCUAGAUGAACUACGGGAGCGUCGCGAAGCUGAGAGAGUGAAGUGGUUUGCUGCUAAGGGCAUUGACUUACCUUUCCUUCAGGCUGCAGCGCAGCAGCUGCAGCAGCAGCCAGAGAAGCAGCAAACCCUCAGCAGCUUUUUCUCAAGCCCUUCAUUUAACUUGCAGCAGUGGCUGGACGAAACACCACCGGGAUUGCUGCUGAAGCCGAAGCAGCAGCAGCAGCAGCAGCAGCAGCAGCAGCAGGAAGAGGAGCUGCAGCAGGAGCAGCAGGAAGACGAGCUGCAGCAGCAGCAGGAAUAA